GCCUGGCUUCAGUAAGCUCAGAGCUUUCGGCCGGUCUCCUUCAUCAGCCGUUCUUCUCUUCGUCGUCGGACGGACUUCACGGCGUUCUCUCGUGCAACAGUACAAAGUCAAAAUCGACCGAGUAAAACUGGAUUUUAUCCCGUGAAGAAGAACGUGGCCGAAACGGAGACACGAACUGAUUUAAAUAUAACUGAUAUAUCGAACCCCGAUGCAAUAAGCGUGUCUUGCUGUAGGUGAUCGAAAAAUUAUAAAUCGCUGGGGUUACGCUAUUAGGAGAUUCGUCCUGGGACGCGAAGUCAGCUACUGAAGGGAAAACGAGAUAAUCCAUUCGUGAUAUUUGAUUGUGAAUUAGAAUUCAGAUUCCAAGUUUCUAUUGUACAGGUGUGACGACUAAGAUUUAAAAAUAGGAAACGUACACACGUUCUUAUUCCUUCAAAAAAAUGCCGCUAUCUUCAUUCGUAUCGAAUGCCUGAAGACACCUGAGUCAUACGGAUAUGAAGCCAAAUUCGAGAUAACGGUCUGAAGCACCUGUCAGCUGCAAAGGGCGAGGAUAUCGGGCAAUAUGUGAGGGCACGUGCGUACGCGUUUCUUUGCGUGCGUGCGUGCGUGCGUGCGUUAAGUCGUCGGGAAUUACUUUUUUCUUUUUCUUUUUUUAUUCACGAACGAAGAAUCCCGAGGACAUUGAUAAAUCAAUUUCGCCGCCCGUAACAACAGUCGACGAUCAAUUGCCAUCGAAAUAAAUAAAAUGAGCUCUCGCGAGAUUUUUAGAUGAUAUGGAGGCCGAGGACGAAAUGGACGAGGAAUUGCCGGAAGCGGAUGAUCUCGAGGUAAAUCACAACAAUAACCUCGAGAAUUUUGGGACUAUGAAGAUUUCGACGAUGUCAAGAUCCUCGAAGACUCCUGACAGGGAGGACAGUGCUCUGGUGCAGUCCUCCCUGAACUCCGCACUGGAUGAAAAUUGUGAUUCGGAGCUCGCAAGUGAUUCUUCAGAGAUACAGGAACCAAUGCGAGAGGAAUCAAAACUAACCUUAAGUUCGAGUACGAAGACUGACUUGAAGGAAGGCGAUAUCAGCAGGCUACGUAGGAGCAGACGAGUAACCUGUCAAGAUACGAUUCACGAGUCCGAGGAAGAGGAAGGACUUACAAUGGACAAAGUAGCAAAAUACCUGGAAGCCAAUCCAAUCGCAAUUGAAGUAUGGUUACGGGAAAAGGCGAGUCCCGAUCUACGUCAGAGAUUACAAAAUUCAAGUCUCGUAACGAAAUCAUCGACCUCGAGUCUUCACCAAGAGGAGAAUGUAUUGAGCAGAAGUAAGCGUAAUAGCGUGACAUCUGAUCUUUUCCAAUCAUGGUUAGCAUCAAGUUCACCGGUGAAGAGGAGCAAGAGUCCUAGCAGGACAUCGACGUCUCUCAUGGGACGUAGAGAGGAACUGAAUAGGCUCGACGAGGGUGACCUGUUCAUGGAGUUGAUUCGCGACGUGGCGAAUGAAUUGGAUAUCAAUGUCCUGUGUCAUAAGAUACUGGUGAACGUCGGUCUACUUACACAUGCUGAUCGUGGUAGCCUCUUCUUGGCAAAAGGUCCCCUCGAGGACAGAUAUCUGGUUGCGAAACUUUUUGACGUUACCCAGGACACGGAACUGGAGGAAGCUGUGCAGAGAGCGAAAAACGAGGAGAUCAGGAUCCCAUUCGGGGUUGGAAUAGCAGGAUCGGUUGCGCAGAGUAAGCAGAUCAUCAAUAUCAAGGACGCCUAUAAGGAUCCGAGAUUUAACAGUGCCAUUGAUAUGAGAACGGGUUAUAAAACCACAUUGAUCUUGUCCAUGCCAAUAUGUAACUACGAGGGUGACGUGAUUGGAGUAGCCCAGAUCAUUAACAAGACCAAUGGCAGUAACGAAUUUACUGACAGAGACGUAGAAGUUUUUCAAAGGUACUUAACUUUCUGCGGCAUUGGAAUUCAAAAUGCCCAACUGUUCGAACUCUCGGUUCAGGAGUAUAGGAGGAAUCAGAUACUUUUGAACUUGGCCAGAAGCAUCUUCGAGGAACAAAACAAUCUCGAAUGCCUCGUUACGAAAAUCAUGACGGAAGCAAAGGAGCUGCUCAAGUGUGAAAGAUGCGCUGUUUAUCUGUUAGAUUUGGAUUGCGGAGAAGCGAGCCACCUGGAGAAAAUCGUUGAACGACCUGGAAGAUCGAUUCAAGAAAGUCGAAAACCGUUGUCUAGAAGAGAGAGUAAUAACAUUGAUAUGGAGGAUAUAUUUCAGCAACACGCAACCAGCGGCAACAAGUUCACGAUGGUAUUCGAAAUGGAAAACGAAACUCAGGAAGCUCGUAUAUAUCGACCAAGUUCGAGCAAUCUUUCGAGUCCCUUAGGACAAAUUGCCAGAUACGUAGCAACGACCGGACAAAUUUUGAAUAUCGGUGACGUGGCAACGUGGUUGAAGAGAGAGGUCCUCGACGCCGGAAGUGACCCAAUUAGAAGUAUCCUAUGUAUGCCAAUUGUAAAUGGGCAACGAGUGGUCAUUGGAGUGGCACAGCUGAUUAACAAGGACAACGGAACUUCCUUCACGGAUUCGGAUGUCUCGAUUUUCGAGGCAUUCGCCAUUUUUUGCGGUCUCGGUAUACACAACACACAGAUGUACGAAUCAGCUUGCAAGUUAAUGGCUAAACAGAAAGUCGCUCUGGAAUGUCUAAGUUAUCAUGCUACGGCAAGCAACGAAGACGCUCUGAAGCUCACGUCAGAUCCAAUUCCUUCGGCUGAAAAAUACAACCUUUACAGCUUCACUUUCAUCGACUUCGAUCUCAAGGAUGAGGAUACGUGUAGAGCUACCAUAAGGAUGUUUAAGCAAUGCGAUCUCAUUCAGAGAUUUCAUAUACCGUAUGACGUUUUGUGUCGCUGGAUAUUAAGUGUGAAAAAGAACUACAGACCAGUCAAGUAUCACAACUGGAGGCACGCGUUGAAUGUGGCUCAGACGAUGUUUGCCAUGUUGAAAACUGGCAAGAUGGAGCAAUUCAUGACAGACAUUGAGAUCCUGGGACUAUUGGUAGCUUGUCUUUGUCAUGAUUUGGAUCAUCGUGGUACAAAUAAUGCUUUUCAAACGAAAACAGAGUCGCCACUAGCGAUUCUCUACUCGACCAGCACCAUGGAGCACCAUCAUUUUGACCAGUGCGUCAUGAUACUCAAUUCCGACAGUAAUAACAUCUUCCAGAGUCUUUCCAUGGAAGAUUAUAGAAAAGUCAUGAGGGUCGUGGAGAACGCCAUCCUCUCCACUGACUUGGCCAUGUACUUUAAGAAGAAGAAUCGCUUCAUGGAGCUCAUAGACGAGGGCGAGUUUGAUUGGCAGAGCGAAGAGAAGAAAGAGUUGUUAUGCGGUAUGAUGAUGACAGCCUGUGACGUGAGCGCCAUUGCGAAACCCUGGGAGAUUCAGCAUCGCGUCGCCAAGUUGGUAGCUGAUGAAUUCUUCGACCAGGGUGACCUGGAGAAAUUACAAUUAAAUCAGCAGCCCGUGGCGAUGAUGGAUCGGGAGAAACGGGAUGAACUACCUCAGAUGCAGGUAGGGUUCAUCGACGUGAUAUGUCUGCCGCUGUACAGGGUCUUAUCGGACACCUUCCCCUGGAUCAUGCCACUCUACGAGGGUACCAUGGAGAACCGUAGGCACUGGCAGGAUCUCGCCGAGAAGGUGGAAAUGGGUCUGACCUGGAUAGACAGGGAUACCAUUGAAGAACCUGUAGAAGAGUUUGUCUCUUCGGAACCCAAGGAUAUUGAAUUCACAGUCACCACCCUGAACUGUGCUCAUACAGACAGGAAGGAAGGCGAACCAGAAACUUCCACGCAUGUACCAGAAGCCGCCAAAUCAUCCCUUGGCAAAUUUGCGUCUCUUAGAAAGGGUGGCAGGACCUUGAGCAAAGGCGUCAGACAUAGGUUCAGUAGAUCCUUGUACGCCAGGAGUAGCUCCGAGGACACUGGAAAAGCCAAAGUUUUACUACCGGAAAGGAAGAACAGGAACAAGCUUUGCUUACUCAUUUGACAACUGACAUCUGCCACCGUGGACAAUACUCCUGAGUGACUGAUGAUUCUAGAGAUUUAGGAUCUUUGCGUGAUUAAAAAAGACAAAAGCCUAAAGUGGCUUCCGACGGGAUAGUGAUUCCUGUUACACCUGGAUAAUCAGUGUUUAGGAUUUUGGAACUUUUAAAAGUACUAUUGACAGGUCGAAGGACUUAUUCAAUGGAAAACCAAAAGAUUUUAAUGAUCAAUCUGAGUAUGAAGAACGAUUAAGAUUUUGUCUGAUCCUUGUCAGUGCUAAUAUCCAAAAUCGAACUGUCGCUAGACCUUGUUCGAUUUCGCGAUACAAAAAAAAGUCGUAGAGGGAAAAGAAUUUUCUAGAGAUUAGGAGGAGCGUAGAAUAGAAUAUGGCUAGGCGAUUAGAUGGCGAUGACGGCUUCUUGUCGUCCUAUGAAUUGCUCACGGUCGUACAGGUAAAAAAAAAAUUGAGACGAAAAAAAAAAAGCAAAAGCAAGCUACCAGGUAUUAGUGAAUGUGGUAAACAGUAGGCAAAAGAAACAGAAGAUAAAAAUUGGGGCGAUAGACGAAAUGGAAAAAUUGUGAAAAAAAUAUGUUGAAUUUUGACAAUCUUUUUCUAUAAUUUGAAUAUACUAGGAUAGACCAGGCGACACGUCGAUGUCUUCAGGCUGAAAAUGGCGAGCCUCUUAUCCUUGGAGUGAAUUCGCUAAAAAAAAGGAGCCAGUAGAUCGUAAGGUAGAAAUUAAGUUAGAUCGUUAUCCAUUUCGAUUCCCCAUUUUACAAUGUGAUCUGCAAGGUCGAAGAUGUAUUUUUUGAAUGUUCAUCCCCCUCUAAGAGCAAAGUCCCUGAAAUACCCUCGUUCGAUCGUUACUCCCUUGUCCUAGUUAAUUAAUAUUGCCAAUGGCGAAUCAAGACAAAGAUUAGUCUCGUCGAUCACUGUUGAUGAGUUUCAGCUAUUAAGUUACAUAAGUGAAAUCUAUUUCUAGUCUUUUGAUAUAGCUGUGAACAUUGAGAGAACAUUAAAUGAGAUUCAAUAAAA
Molecule: messenger RNA, 5048 nt
Organism: Cephus cinctus (wheat stem sawfly)
Lineage: Eukaryota; Metazoa; Arthropoda; Insecta; Hymenoptera; Cephidae
Gene: Pde6
Product: cGMP-specific 3',5'-cyclic phosphodiesterase
Exons: 14
Coding region: 774-4016 (1080 amino acids)
Biological process (GO): signal transduction
Molecular function (GO): 3',5'-cyclic-nucleotide phosphodiesterase activity; protein binding
Source: RefSeq, a predicted model, not a curated record